UCUCGCUCUUCUCUCAUUCUGUUUUUUUACUCAGUCUUGUUCCUCAUCCCCCAAAUCUAACCUUCAAUCCUCUACUGCCUACAAAAUCCAUUUCUUCAUUCCCUCAUUUGUUGAUUCCAAAACUCCGGGGAACUGGCUUUUUUCGAUAUCGAAAAUGACCCUUAAGGGUGGCACCAGCCAGGCCUGUGCUGCGUGCAAAUACCAGAGGAGAAAGUGCACUUCUGAAUGUCUACUGGCUCCUUACUUCCCUCCUGACCAGCCUAAGAGGUUCCGCAAUGCUCAUAGAUUAUUCGGGGUACGUAACAUCUCUAAGAUACUCGAGGAGCUCGAUCCUAGUCAGAAGGCGGACGCCAUGCGUUCCAUCAUUUCUCAGGCUGACAUUCGCGACAGGUUCCCUGUGCAUGGCUGUCUUGGAGUCAUAAGGCAUUAUGAUUACCAAAUUCGACAGCUACAGGAGGAAUUGCAAGCUGUGCAUGCACAAUUGGCGCUCUAUCGACAACAAGAAAUGUCAGCUAUGCCACCGUAUGAUCCGUCUCAGUUACAAUUGCAGUUAGGAAUGCCGAGGCCUGUUGAUGGUCAUGCUCUUUUCAAUCAAGAAGAUUCUGAUCCUCAGCAGUAUAAUUCUGUUAAUGCUCUUCCUAUUGCGUCGCAUCCUUCUUAUAAUUCUUUCUGCGGAAAUGUUACUGCAGAUUAUAUUGAUUCUAAGGAUAAUAAUUUAGUUAAUUCGUUCUGGAUUCAACAAUCUUGUAGUAAUGGUAAUAACAGUAAUGAUCAAAUUCAAAUGAUGGGUAGUCAGACUGAUCAAUUGAUUGGAUCACAAAGUAUGCAGCAAGAUGUUAUUCAGGAUUACGAGUUCUUCGAUGUCAUCAAUGACAGACAGUCCUUCAUCGAUUUGAAGGAGAAUCAUGAGUCCAGCUCGGAAUCAUCCUUGAUAGAUACGACUCAGACUCUGGAGAACAUCGCGGAGAAUGAACUGAAGAAUGCUGCAGCAUGCUUAACUCUCACCAGUGUAAAUUGACGGAGAAGGAAAAACAGCAAUAAGUGUGGCUAGAUCAUUUUCAUCUGAUGUUUCACCAUUUUUGUAGAGCUUUCGUAGGUACUUUCCAACAAUUUGAGUUUUCCCUUGUUCUAGACGCGUAUUUAACUCUCUUCUGCAGUUCUGCUGUUGGGACACAUGAGAAUUAUUUCUUGAAUUCGUAAUAGAUAAACAGUUUCAG
Messenger RNA from Daucus carota subsp. sativus, 1217 nucleotides. Its product is annotated as protein LATERAL ORGAN BOUNDARIES-like. NCBI's taxonomy places the organism in Eukaryota, Viridiplantae, Streptophyta, Magnoliopsida, Apiales, Apiaceae. Bases 155 to 1018 code for a protein of 287 amino acids. The transcript has 2 exons. The record is from RefSeq and is a predicted model, not a curated record.